UUCCUUGUGUUAUCUAUGUAAAAACCAUCCAAAAUUUUAAAGAUGAUCAGUGCAUAUAAAUAGUGCAUCAGAUAGUUCAUCUAGCAUAGUCUUACUAAAGCAUCCAAUAUGAGAAGUCUAACGAUAUUAGGAAUUUUUGUGUUGGCGGCAGUAGCCGUUCAGAACAUUGAAGCCUUUUCUCUUAGAUGGAAUAAUUUCAAUAAGAACAGAUAUGUGCACGAGGAAUCCUCUAGCCCAGCAUCACCACCAUCUGGUUCUCCACCUUCUCCACCAUCUGGUGCCCCAAGAGUGAGGGAUGACGCUUCUUCCACUCCUCCACCACCGCCAUCUGGUUCUCCACCCUCUCCACCAUCUGGUAGCCCAAAAGUAAGAGAUGACGCUUCUACCACUCCUCCACCACCACCAUCUGGUUCUCCACCCUCUCCACCAUCUGGUAGCCCAAAAGUAAGAGAUGACGCUUCUACCACUCCUCCACCACCACCAUCUGGUUCUCCACCUUCUCCACCAUCUGGUAGCCCAAAAGUAAGAGAUGACGCUUCUACCACUCCUCCACCACCACCAUCUGGUUCUCCACCCUCUCCACCAUCUGGUAGCCCAAAAGUAAGAGAUGACGCUUCUACCACUCCUCCACCACCACCAUCUGGUUCUCCACCUUCUCCACCAUCUGGUAGCCCAAAAGUAAGAGAUGACGCUUCUACCACUCCUCCACCACCACCAUCUGGUUCUCCACCCUCUCCACCAUCUGGUAGCCCAAAAGUAAGAGAUGACGCUUCUACCACUCCUCCACCACCACCAUCUGGUUCUCCACCCUCUCCACCAUCUGGUAGCCCAAAAGUUGAAGAUGACGCUUCUACCACUCCACCACCACCACCAUCUGGUUCUCCACCCUCUCCACCAUCUGGUAGCCCAAAAGUAAGAGAUGACGCUUCUACCACUCCUCCACCACCACCAUCUGGUUCUCCACCUUCUCCACCAUCUGGUAGCCCAAAAGUAGGAGAUGACGCUUCAACCACUCCUCCACCACCACCAUCUGGUUCUCCACCUUCUCCACCAUCUGGAAGCCCAAAAGUUAGAGAUAACGCUUCUACCACUCCUCCACCACCACCAUCUGGUUCUCCACCCUCUCCACCAUCUGGUAGCCCAAAAGUAGGAGAUGACGCUUCUACCACUCCUCCACCACCACCAUCUGGUUCUCCACCUUCUCCACCAUCUGGUGCCCCAAGAGUGAGGGAUGACGCUUCUUCCACUCCUCCACCACCACCAUCUGGUUCUCCACCUUCUCCACCAUCUGGUGCCCCAAGAGUGAGGGAUGACGCUUCUUCCACUCCUCCACCACCACCAUCUGGUUCUCCACCUUCUCCACCAUCUGGGGCUCCAAGAAACUAA
Messenger RNA from Anthonomus grandis grandis, 1386 nucleotides. RefSeq lists its product as uncharacterized. Lineage: Eukaryota; Metazoa; Arthropoda; Insecta; Coleoptera; Curculionidae. The transcript has 2 exons. Bases 109 to 1386 code for a protein of 425 amino acids. The record is from RefSeq and is a predicted model, not a curated record.